AUGAAGGGAACUCGCUUCCUGCUCAACUCGGUGACAGCCAAGCAGGCCGUUGCCGCUGCGCACCAGAUCAUGAAUCACCCGAGAAGCUACAGCGCCGCUUUGUUGAGCACAGUCCUAUUUUCACCAGAGCGUAUUCAGGAGCGGCCAGAGGGAACACUCGUUUUUCCGUGGGAGGCUAAGCGUGGCAGCCAUAAUAGCAUCAAGUCUGUCCAUGGCGGGGCCCUGUCCAGCUUGGCGGACGCUUUUACGAAGAUACACGUCCGCGCACAUCUGCCACAGAUGUGUGUGGAGUCGGUGAGCUUGGAAAUCAGCUUCCUCUCCGCCGUGUUCGAGGACAAGAAGUGUAACUGCAUGACGCGACUCGUGCGCCAGGAGGGCACCAUCGUCUUCACGGAUUUCUCGCUAGAGGACGAAAACAGCGGCGAGGUGUACGCUCGUGGCACUCACGUCCUGACAACUAGCCCGCGCAUCGGGAGCUGA
Molecule: messenger RNA, 480 nt
Organism: Leishmania mexicana MHOM/GT/2001/U1103
Lineage: Eukaryota; Euglenozoa; Kinetoplastea; Trypanosomatida; Trypanosomatidae
Exons: 1
Coding region: 1-480 (159 amino acids)
Molecular function (GO): fatty acyl-CoA hydrolase activity
Source: RefSeq, a predicted model, not a curated record